AUGGCGUGUAUAAGGUACGUGGCUCCCAAGGGCGACAACAAGGUCCGCCAUUUUGCUGGUCAGCUGAAGAACGGAAGUGACGUUGUGCUGUCUGCUAGACCCACAUGUGGAAGCGUGGACAGCUCUACUAUCCACAUCACCACACCCACGAAAACACCCGCGUGUGGGGGUGUGGACAGCCACAACCUCCACAUCACCACGCCCAAGAAAACAGCGUCAACCGGCAGACCUUGGGACAUCUUCAUCACCAGCAGAACUGAUCAAGCCACCGCCCACCUGUCCACCAAAGAUUGGGUCAGCGACCAGCAGCCAGCACCGGAUGCUCACCCAGAGUUGUCUCAGCUUGCCGCCCAUUCCACUUCCGGUCUAAACAAAACCGGAAACACCACACAUCACAACAGGCUAUCCGAUGACGUCAUCGAUCUGGACGAAGCGAAAGACGUGGUCCAGAGCAUCACACAACGAACUGGGUCAAGGUCAUCGCGCUGCAGCAACAAGCAGCUGUCACAGGGGCCGUACUGGCGCGAUAACAAACCACUUCCGGGCGGGCAUAAACUACUUCCGGGUCGUGGUGCCAUCAAGAGAAGCAUCAGCGACAUGGCGCUGGAAGGUCGAGACCAGUUGUCGUUCUUUGGUUACACCGGCGGCGUCAGGUCCUACGGCGUCAGGUCCUACGGCGUCGGUGACCUUGACGACGACGACGACGACGACGAGUGGUGCAUCGACCUUGACCAGAUUCUGGAGCAGGUGAGGUCAAAGAGCCACGCCCACAGAAAUGUCAUCCUGACCCAGAUGGGAGGCUCGCAGCACGAGCUCAACACGGCGUCUCCUCAAAACGAGGUCAAACAUGGCGGCCCGCUGACGUCACGGAGCGACUCGGGCGUGCCGCUCGUCUCCGACCGGCUGAGAACCAGGCGGUUUGCACUGGCUGACCCCGAGAGGAUGAUCAUGAGACAGGAGGACCGGGAGAGGAUCGAGCAGGAGGUGGGGAGGAGGAGGCAGUCCAUCGUCAGGAGGGUCUCGCAGUUCUUCAACGUCCAGCUCGGCCUCAACCGUGAGGAGGACCUCAUCUGACGUCAUCUGAUGUCAUCUGGUGUCAUAUGAUGUCAUUUGGUGUCAUCAAGACCUGGUGUCAUCUCGACCUGAUGUUAUCUAGACAUCAUGCCUUU
Molecule: messenger RNA, 1169 nt
Organism: Physella acuta
Lineage: Eukaryota; Metazoa; Mollusca; Gastropoda; Physidae
Source: RefSeq, a predicted model, not a curated record